Molecule: messenger RNA, 1001 nt
Organism: Mugil cephalus (flathead mullet)
Lineage: Eukaryota; Metazoa; Chordata; Actinopteri; Mugiliformes; Mugilidae
Product: pseudouridine 5'-phosphatase
Exons: 4
Coding region: 135-779 (214 amino acids)
Molecular function (GO): phosphatase activity
Source: RefSeq, a predicted model, not a curated record
UUCUUUGUGUGUUAGAUCGUGUGGAAUUGUUUAGUUUUAAUAAAUUCACUGUUUGAAGUCGUGCAUCGUGAGAAGUUCACACACCGAAGCGUCACAGAGACAGUCAAGGCUUCUUCGCACAAGACGAAAAGAAUAUGUCAAACGUCACUAAAUAUACGGAGCGACUUUACACUGUUUCGUUCCAGGAAAUAUGCGACCGUUUUGGAAAGCAGUACACGUGGGAUGUGAAGUCGUCAGUGAUGGGUAAAAAGGCCCUGGAUGCUGCCCAGAUUAUCCGGGAUGCUUUGGAGCUUCCCAUGACAGCUGUGGAACUCCUAGAUGAAAGUCGAAGGAUACAAGAAAGGAUUUUUCCUGAUGCCAAACUCAUGCCAGGUGUAGAGAAACUGGUGCGCCAUCUGCAGAAGCACGACAUCCCCAUUGCUGUGGCGACGAGCUCGGCUGGAGUGACGUUCAAGUUGAAGACAAGCCAACAUAAAGACUUCUUUGCUCUGUUCAGUCAUAUUGUUCUGGGCGAUGAUCCUGAGGUGAAGAACGGCAAACCUCAGCCCGACUCUUUCCUGGUGUGUGCCGGCAGAUUCAAACCCCCGGCUUCCCCAGAGAAGUGCUUGGUCUUUGAAGAUGCUCCCAAUGGCGUGAAAGCGGCACUGGCCGCAGGGAUGCAGGUGGUGAUGAUCCCUGACAGCAACCUGGACCCCAGCCUUACCCAGGAGGCAACGCUGCGGUUAAGGAGCAUGGAGGAGUUUGAACCGCAACUCUUUGGCCUACCGGCAUAUGACUAGACUAGAUAGCGAAGCUAAAAUAAAAAGCUGAAAUUCAGUCUCUGUGUUUGACUGAUCUUUGAAGGAAACCGUGAUAAUCGAGACGAUGAAUGGUCUUUGUUGGUACCUGCUGUAACCAGGAACCUCCCUAAAGAAAUAAAGACAGGGUACGGCGAGGUAUGCUUCAGAGCGGUAGGAGAUUGUAACUGAACGUAUCUCUGCCAUUCUCCUCACGCGUAAAAA